Molecule: messenger RNA, 1749 nt
Organism: Penicillium brasilianum
Lineage: Eukaryota; Fungi; Ascomycota; Eurotiomycetes; Eurotiales; Aspergillaceae
Source: the annotation of a GenBank genome assembly
CGUGGAGCCGGCCUUGGCACGGCCCUAGGAAGAACGUCGGCCUUGUCCCGGAUGCAGACCGGUCAAUGCAAUCCCUGCACUGUCGUCAAGAAUGACCGGUGGGUGGGAACUAUCAAAGAGCUCCGGGGCUGUGGAUAUUCUUGGUCUCACCAUGCAUCGAGCCAUGUGGAGGGGGGACGGUCCCUGGAAUGUAUCACGGAAGGGGAACGGUGUUUCAGAGUGCUAUUUAGGUGCAUUUGGCUUGUACCUGACAGGUAGGAGAAUCACCUACAAUGGUAAUCGCCGAAUCCAUUUCCCCUGGGAGUGUAUGGAAUCAUCCCUGGCCAAAAAAAAAAAAAAAACGAUCUGUCUAUAUAAACCCAAGAUUCGGCCCUGGGGCCCUCGGCUUGUUUUUGGAAGCAUCAAGCUGGUUUAUUCUUCUUGACACUUUCUUCUCUUUCUUCGUGUCCAUUCAUUCUCUCCGGUCUGGGACCGUGCAGCUUCUAUUCUUUCCACUCGCUUUUACACAAGUAUCGGUACCGGUCUACCGAUCAAUUCCAUUCAUUCGCGGUCCUUCUCAACCAGAAUCUACGACAUAUUUUCAAAAAGAUUACUACACCAAGAAUUAAAAUGAAAUCUUUCACUACUACUUCCGCCGCUGCCCUCGCGGCUCUGCUCCCCCUCGUCCACGGCCACGGCUUCGUGACCAGCCCCAACCCCCGUAUGCCCGGCUCCGCCAUGAAGGCUGCCUGCGGCAACCAGGUCGAGGUCAACCAGCAGUCUGACAACUACGGCAACAUUCAGGGUGAACUGCAGGUCGCCGCCUCCCAGAGCGACUACAACGCCGCCGAGUGCGAUAUCUGGCUGUGCAAGGGCUACAAGUUCGCCGACAACCAGGACAACAUCUACUCAUACACUGCCGGCCAGACGAUCGACUUCACGGUCGACAUUCGUGCUCCUCACACCGGUAUCGCCAAUGUCUCCGUUGUGGAUACCGCGAGCAACACGGUCAUCGGUGAUCCCCUGAUCUACUGGUCCGUGUAUGCAUCCACCGCUACCGGCGUUACUGCCAAUGAGACUAGUUUCAGCGUUACGCUGCCUGAUAACCUGGGCUCGCAGUGUGCUACUGCUGGUGACUGUGUGCUGCAGUGGUACUGGUAUGCCGAGUCUAUCGAUCAGACCUACGAGUCUUGCAUCGACUUUAGUCUUGGUGGUUCCAGCUCUAGCUCUAGCACCAGCACCAGCACCAGCUCUUCCUCUACCGUCGUGACCAGCUCUUCUGCUGCGGCCACUACCUCUUCGUCCGCUGCCGCCGCCGAGACCACCUCUGCAGCAGUCGAAACCUCCACCUCCGCUGCAGUCGAGACCACCACUGCGCAGACUACUACCGCCGCCAUCCAGGCUGUGACUACUUUCGCUACCCAGGCCCGUCAAUCCUCGCAGCCUAGCACCGUCACUGCCACUUCUAGUAGCGUUGCAAGCACCCUGGCCAUCCCCACUGAUAGUGCUCAGGAUACGCUGGACUUUGUCCGGUCCGUGUUCAAGUAUCUGGUCGGCAGUGAUUAAGGUGGAGGGAGUGCUACGUUGUGAAUCUGUAUAGGGUGCCAAGUGUGGGGACCCACCUUCUCAGGGAAUAGUGUCUCUAUAGAUCCGGACUUGAAAUGCUGACUCCUUUUUGUUUUCUAUUUGCCGUGCGUGAAGGAUCAUGUAGAUAUUUAUUGAUACCUACCUUGGUUGUCGACGAUGGAGUAAAUGUACAGUACAGCGCUA